CGUCCUACACAAACCCUGCACACUCUCACUCUCCUGCCUCUGCACCCUUAUCAGCGUUGAAUACGCACGUUUCUGCAUUUUCAGUCUCAGAAGAUACCCAAAAUGGCAAACGAAAUUCGAUUCUUCGAAUUGAACACCGGAGCUAAGAUGCCUUCCGUCGGGCUCGGCACGUGGCAGGCUGAACCUGGUCUUGUCGGUGAUGCCGUAGCCGCCGGCAUCAAGAUUGGUUACCGUCAUAUUGAUUGUGCUCAAGCUUACGACAACGAGAAGGAGAUUGGUUCAGUAUUGAAGAAGCUCUUUGAAGACGGUGUGGUGAAGCGUGACGAUUUAUUUAUUACCUCCAAACUCUGGUCUUCUAAUCAUGAACCAGAAGAUGUUGUACGGGCAUUGGAAGGAACUCUGCAGGACUUGCAGCUUGAUUAUGUUGAUUUGUACCUUAUCCAUUGGCCAGCUAAGAUGAAGAAGGGGUCAGUUGACUUGAAUCCUGAGAACUUUGAUCAACCAGAUAUUCCUAGCACAUGGAAGGCAAUGGAAGCACUCUAUGAUGCUGGCAAGGCUCGUGCUAUUGGUGUGAGUAACUUCUCUUCAAAGAAACUGGGGGAAUUGCUAGAGGUGGCACGUGUUCCUCCUGCUGUGAAUCAGGUGGAGUGCCAUCCUUCGUGGCAGCAGUCUAAGCUACGUGCAUUUUGUCAGUUCAAGGGAAUUCACCUCACCGGAUUUGCACCUUUAGGAUCCCCUGGCACCACAUGGCUUAAGAGUGAUGUCCUUAAGAAUCCAAUUCUUAAUGCCAUUGCACAGAAAUUGGGGAAAACUCCUGCCCAAGUUGCUCUUCGCUGGGGUCUGCAAAUGGGCCAUAGCGUACUUCCAAAGAGUACAAAAGAAGAAAGGAUCAAAGAGAACUUUGAUGUCUUCCAAUGGUCGAUUCCAGAUGACUUGUUUGCCAUGUUUUCUGAAAUUGAGCAGGCAAGACUUAUCAAGGGGGCUUUUUUCGUCCAUGAGACAUUUGGGCCGUAUAAGACUGUUGAGGAACUGUGGGAUGGUGAGAUCUAAGGAGUAAGGCUAUGUUGUGGACACAUUCAUAGGCAAGAGCUACAAUAGGCGCGGGGCUUGCGGCUAGAGGGAAUUCAAAUUGUCGACUUCAGGCAGCAUUCGUUAUUUCCAGAUUAUGUUUACUUUUCCCAUUUAAUUGUUAUUUCCUUUUUAGUUGUAAUUUUCUUGUUGGUUUACGACUUCUAUUAUUAGUAGAAUUCCAAUAAAUUGCUUGUAACCUUCUCUUAUAUGAAGGAGGGCGAUGAAAUAAUAAAACAAGCAGAGAAUAUUUUUAAGGCUCUA
Hevea brasiliensis (rubber tree) is the source of this 1332-nucleotide messenger RNA. Its product is annotated as NADPH-dependent aldo-keto reductase, chloroplastic. Lineage: Eukaryota; Viridiplantae; Streptophyta; Magnoliopsida; Malpighiales; Euphorbiaceae. Gene Ontology annotation, cellular component: cytosol. The transcript is spliced from 7 exons. Bases 103 to 1050 code for a protein of 315 amino acids. The record is from RefSeq and is a predicted model, not a curated record. Gene Ontology annotation, molecular function: aldose reductase (NADPH) activity.